UAAAAGGGCGGCGCGGGGAGGGCGGCGCCCUUUCGGCGACUGGAGCCUGAGGGUGAGGUGUUGCGGCAGCGCGACCCCGAGAAACAUGUCUGGCAACAAGGAACGAACCUUCAUUGCUGUGAAGCCAGAUGGAGUUCAGAGGUGCAUUGUGGGUGAAGUCAUCAAACGCUUUGAACAGAAAGGGUUUAAACUGGUUGCCAUGAAGUUUCUUCAGGCUCCUAAGGAUCUACUUGAAAAGCAUUACUGCGAGCUUUCAGACAAACCUUUCUACCCCAAGUUGAUCAAGUACAUGAGUUCUGGACCUGUCGUUGCCAUGGUGUGGGAGGGCCUAAACGUGGUGAAGACUGGUAGAGUGAUGCUGGGUGAGACCAAUCCAGCAGAUUCCAAGCCUGGCACCAUUCGUGGUGAUUUCUGUAUUCAAGUUGGCAGGAACAUCAUUCACGGCAGUGACUCUGUAGAAAGUGCAAAGAAGGAGAUUAGCCUUUGGUUCAAACCUGAGGAGCUGGUUGAGUACCAGAACUGUGCCCAAGACUGGAUCUAUGAGUGAACCAUUCCAAAAUUGCAUGGACGCAUCCUAAUUAAAUCAUUCCAAAUUGUCUUCGGAAGUUAAUUUUUUAAAAACUGAUUUCAUAUCAUGUCUUGGUCCUGAAUGUAAAAGCAAGUAACUAUAAUAAACUAACUGUUUAAAAAAAAAACUUUCUUGAAUUUGA
Molecule: messenger RNA, 710 nt
Organism: Stegostoma tigrinum
Lineage: Eukaryota; Metazoa; Chordata; Chondrichthyes; Orectolobiformes; Stegostomatidae
Product: nucleoside diphosphate kinase
Exons: 5
Coding region: 86-547 (153 amino acids)
Biological process (GO): UTP biosynthetic process; CTP biosynthetic process; GTP biosynthetic process
Molecular function (GO): nucleoside diphosphate kinase activity
Source: RefSeq, a predicted model, not a curated record